This is a messenger RNA of Balaenoptera acutorostrata (minke whale), 4251 nucleotides long. It is a transcript of the gene AMOT, whose product is annotated as angiomotin. The record is from RefSeq and is a predicted model, not a curated record. Gene Ontology annotation, cellular component: plasma membrane; lamellipodium; cytoplasmic vesicle. Gene Ontology annotation, biological process: angiogenesis; establishment of cell polarity involved in ameboidal cell migration; hippo signaling. Bases 717 to 3929 code for a protein of 1070 amino acids. NCBI's taxonomy places the organism in Eukaryota, Metazoa, Chordata, Mammalia, Artiodactyla, Balaenopteridae. Gene Ontology annotation, molecular function: signaling receptor activity. The transcript is spliced from 14 exons.
UCCUAGCCGCUCACCGCAAGAAGAAAAGCCACCCGUUCGUCCCCCUUCCCCUACCUCCAAUCCUUUGCCCAGGAGCUGCCUUCAUCGCAGUCACGCCCCUUCCUUCCGAGGAGCUUUCUGGCUGCCUAAGCUGGUAGACCCCCUGAUUUAUUCCUCCAUCUCCGCUCCCUUUCGCCUCAUCUUCUCUUAGUUCUCACAGCCCCCUCCACCCCCACCUCCAGUCUGUCUCGCCUCGGACCAUCCGCUGCUCCACCCUCCGGCCCGGUAUCCUGCCUGUGCACUGCCACCAAGGAGAGCCCGGACGGAGCAGCGAGGAGGGGAGCAGCCGGGAGUUGGGGCUUCCCUCCUGCCUAUCCCUGGCCUCUGGCCCGGGACCGAAGCCACUUGAGCGAGCAGAGUCGUCACCUUGUCUUCGUUGCCUUCAGGGAGCUGCGGAGAAGGACAAAUAAGAUAACAGAAGUGAAAGAGCUCUUGUCUCCUUAGAAGAAAGGCUGAGAAACUUAAGAGUGACCAGUGGUUGGACUCUUGGCGGCGCUUACCCUGAACCUGAGUGUUAGGGGAGAGGGAAUCUGCCGUUGCGGUUUCUGGAGCUGCUCAUAAGCAAGAAUUCCCUAUCCUGAGCAAGGCUUUAAGCCUAAAAGAAAGCAGAAAUAGGUCAAGGGCAGCCCAGGUGCCCAAUUUCUCUCUCUCUUCACAAGGCACCACCAGCAAUAGAGAUGAGAAAUUCUGAAGAACAGCCAAGCGGAGGAACCACGGUAUUGCAGCGUCUGCUACAAGAGCAGCUCCGCUAUGGCAAUCCUAAUGAGAAUCGCAACCUGCUUGCCAUACACCAGCAAGCCACAGGCAACGGCCCUCCUUUCCCCAGUGGCAGUGGGAACCCAGGCCCUCAGAAUGAUGUGUUGAGUCCCCAAGACCACCACCAACAGCUUGUGGCUCAUGCUGCUCGACAAGAACCCCAGGGGCAGGAAAUCCAGUCAGAAAACCUCAUCAUGGAGAAGCAGCUUUCCCCUCGAAUGCAGAAUAAUGAAGAACUCCCGACCUAUGAGGAGGCCAAGGUCCAAUCCCAGUACUUUCGGGGCCAACAGCAUGCCAGUGUCGGAGCUGCCUUCUAUGUCACUGGAGUGACCAACCAGAAGAUGAGGACUGAGGGACGCCCGUCAGUUCAGCGGCUCAAUCCUGGAAAGAUGCAUCAGGAUGAAGGACUCAGAGACCUUAAGCAAGGACAUGUUCGCUCCUUGAGUGAACGACUAAUGCAGAUGUCACUGGCCACCAGCGGAGUUAAGGCCCAUCCGCCUGUUACCAGCGCUCCCCUCUCCCCACCACAACCCAAUGACCUCUACAAGAAUCCCACAAGUUCCAGUGAAUUCUACAAGGCCCAAGGGCCACCUCCCAGCCAGCAUAGCCUGAAGGGCAUGGAACACCGAGGCCCCCCACCAGAGUAUCCCUUCAAGGGCAUGCCACCCCAAUCUGUAGUGUGCAAGCCCCAAGAGCCAGGGCACGUCUAUAGUGAGCAUCGUCUGAACCAGCCAGGGAGGACAGAGGGGCAACUGAUGAGGUAUCAGCAUCCCCCUGAGUAUGGAGCUGCCAGGCCGACGCAGGACAUCUCAUUGCCGUUGUCAGCCCGGAACUCUCAGCCUCACAGCCCUACUUCUUCCCUCACGUCUGGGGGUUCCUUACCCUUGCUGCAGUCUCCACCGUCCACUAGAUUGUCUCCUGCCCAACACCCCUUGGUCCCAAACCAAGGAGACCACUCAGCUCACCUGCCUAGGCCGCAGCAGCAUUUCCUUGCUAACCAGGCUCACCAGGGGGAUCAUUACCGUCUCCCCCAGCCUGGCCUGAGUCAGCAGCCGCCGCCGCCGCCACACCAUCACCACCAUCACCAGCAGCAGCAGCAGCCAGGAGAAGCCUAUUCAGCUAUGCCUCGGGCUCAGCAGUCGUCUGCUUCGUAUCAGCCAAUGCCAGCCGACCCUUUUGCCAUUGUUUCCAGAGCCCAGCAGAUGGUUGAGAUUCUCUCAGAUGAGAACCGGAACUUGCGGCAGGAGUUGGAAGGAUGCUACGAGAAGGUGGCGAGACUGCAGAAGGUGGAGACAGAAAUCCAGCGUGUCUCAGAGGCAUAUGAGAACCUUGUGAAGUCAUCCUCCAAAAGAGAGGCCCUGGAGAAAGCCAUGAGAAACAAGCUUGAGGGCGAGAUUCGGAGGAUGCAUGACUUCAACAGGGAUCUGAGAGAGCGUCUAGAGACGGCCAACAAGCAGCUUGCAGAGAAGGAAUAUGAGGGGUCAGAAGAUACCAGAAAAACCAUCUCUCAGCUCUUUGCAAAAAAUAAGGAGAGCCAGCGGGAGAAGGAGAAACUGGAAGCGGAGCUGGCCACUGCCCGUUCUACCAACGAGGACCAAAGGCGACACAUCGAAAUCCGAGACCAGGCCCUGAGCAACGCCCAGGCCAAGGUGGUAAAGCUGGAGGAAGAGCUGAAAAAGAAGCAAGUGUACGUAGAUAAGGUGGAAAAGAUGCAGCAAGCUCUUGUACAGCUCCAGGCAGCAUGUGAAAAACGAGAGCAGCUGGAGCACCGUCUCCGGACACGACUGGAGAGAGAACUGGAAUCCCUCCGAAUCCAGCAGCGCCAGGGCAACUCUCAGCCCACCAAUGUUUCAGAAUACAAUGCCGCUGCACUGAUGGAGCUCCUUCGUGAGAAGGAGGAGAGAAUCCUGGCCCUGGAAGCUGACAUGACUAAGUGGGAGCAGAAGUAUUUAGAGGAGAAUGUGAUGAGACAUUUUGCUCUGGAUGCUGCUGCCACCGUAGCUGCUCAGAGGGACACAACAGUCAUCAGCCACUCUCCUAACACCAGCUAUGACACAGCUCUAGAAGCUCGCAUCCAGAAGGAGGAAGAAGAAAUCUUGAUGGCCAACAAGCGUUGCCUUGACAUGGAGGGCAGGAUUAAGACCCUCCAUGCCCAGAUUAUUGAGAAGGAUGCCAUGAUCAAGGUACUCCAGCAGCGUUCCCGGAAGGAGCCAAGUAAGACAGAGCAGCUGUCAUCCAUGCGGCCGGCAAAGUCUCUGAUGUCCAUUUCCAAUGCUGGAUCAGGCUUACUCUCCCAUUCUUCCACCCUGACCGGCACCCCCAUCAUGGAAGAGAAGCGGGAUGACAAGAGCUGGAAGGGGAGCCUAGGUAUCCUCCUGGGUGGAGACUACCGUGCCGAGUCUGUCCCUUCCACCCCCUCGCCUGUGCCGCCCUCGACUCCGCUACUGUCAGCUCACUCCAAGACAGGCAGCCGGGACUGCAGCACGCAAACAGAACGGGGAACGGAACCCAACAAAACCGCAGCUGUCGCUCCCAUCUCUGUUCCUGCUCCAGUUGCCGCUGCCGCCACUGCUGCCGCCAUCACUGCCACCGCCGCCACCAACACCGCCACCGCUGCCACCAACACCACCACCAUGGUAGCUGCUGCUCCAGUGGCUGUCGCUGCUGCCGUGCCCACCGCCGCCACCGCCGCCCCGUCUCCGGCGACCGCUGCUGCUGCUGCUCUUGCUGCCGCUGUUUCUCCAGCUGCUGCCGCUGCUGUUGCUGCUGCUGUUGUUGCUCCUGCUGCUGCUGCCGCUGCUGCUGCGGUUCAGCUUGCUCCAGCUGCCCCGGCUGCGGUUCCAGCUCCGGCUCCAACUCCAGUUCUGGCUUCAGCAGCGGCUCAGGCUUCUGCUCCAGCUCAGACUCAGGCACCAGCUCCAGCUCCAGCUCCAGCUCCAGCUCUGGCUCAGGCUGAGGCUCCUGCAAGUCCAGCUGCCGGGUCUGGACCACGUCGUUUGUCUAUACCAAGUUUGAGCUGCAAUCCAGAUAAGACAGAUGGCCCUGUUUUCCACUCCAGUACUCUGGAAAGAAAAGCUCCCAUUCAGAUCCUGGGACAAGAGCCUGAUGCCGAAAUGGUGGAAUAUCUCAUCUAAAUGGCCUAAUCAAGAGCUGCAGUUUAUCAGCAAGAAUGCUUUUAAUCAUUUUUCCCUUUUGUUUGUUCUUAUUUUGAGGGUGAGGACAAGGGUUGGGUGGGGGGAUGUUUUUUAAAGGGACUUUUUAUUGAAACAACAUAGUACUUAGGUAAUACCAUAUGAACUCCAGUCUGUUCUGGUACACUUAGAGAGUACCUCUAAAGCCAGAUCAAUCAGAAUGUGCUCUAAAGUUUAUUGUUUGGAUUUAUACAAAUUCUGGGACUGUUAAUAGCUGGAUAUACAUCAAUGUUUUCAAUGUGCUGAAAUUUGUUUAGCAUUUCCA